UUCCAACCGGUUGGUAUAUAAGAACCAGUGCACACAGAUAGACUCAUCAUUCAGCUUUUGUUCGUUACAGUUAAACAGAAAACCUUCUAACCAUUACCAAGAUGUUCAAGGUAUUCGUUGCUCUGGCAGCUUUGGUGGCUGUGACAGCCGCAGUUGAUGAUUACUACGCAUACCCCAGCUACAAGUUUGAAUAUGGAGUAAAGGAUCCUCAUACCGGAGACCACAAGAGCCAGUGGGAACAUCGGGACGGAGAUGUCGUCAAGGGAGCAUACACCCUGCACGAGGCUGACGGAACUGAACGAGUGGUUGAGUACUCGUCCGACAAGCACAACGGUUUCCAGGCUCAUGUGAAGCGAGUGGGCCAUGCUCACCACCCGGAAGUGCAUGGACACCAGGGAGGAUAUGGUGGAUCAUACGAUCAUGGAUACGGUCACAGCUAUAGCAAGCUGCAUAAGUACAACUAAACAAAGUGAUUUGAUUUUACGCAAACUGAAAUUAAAUUUAAAAAAUCUUAAUAUUUUUUUUUUUACGAAUUGAUGAUUGUCUAAUAAGAAGAGCAUAAAAGAAGGAAUGCAGUUUUGAAUUUACUUUUGGUUCAUAUUUCUACCAUUAAUAAAAAACAUUAUUUAGACUAAAAA
Molecule: messenger RNA, 638 nt
Organism: Anopheles gambiae (African malaria mosquito)
Lineage: Eukaryota; Metazoa; Arthropoda; Insecta; Diptera; Culicidae
Product: cuticle protein 19
Exons: 2
Coding region: 102-464 (120 amino acids)
Cellular component (GO): extracellular matrix
Source: RefSeq, a predicted model, not a curated record